Raphanus sativus (radish) is the source of this 1034-nucleotide messenger RNA. RefSeq lists its product as uncharacterized. Lineage: Eukaryota; Viridiplantae; Streptophyta; Magnoliopsida; Brassicales; Brassicaceae. The transcript is spliced from 4 exons. The record is from RefSeq and is a predicted model, not a curated record. Bases 95 to 913 code for a protein of 272 amino acids.
CUUCACUUCAUCACUGCUGGUCUUAACACCCAUCCAAGAAAAAGCAAUAUUGUUUUUUUAUUUUAUUCCCUUUUUCUCUCACAGCAACAACAACAUGAUGUGUCCUUCUUUUCUGCUUCUUUGUCCUUCUCUGACUUCUCCUCUCCCUUUGAUACUAGAUAUACAACACCACCAAACCCAGAACCUUCCUCUCUCUCUAUCUCUCUUCUCAUUCCUUCUUUCAAGAGCUUAUCCAACUCCAUCUCUCUCCCUCUUUUCCUUCUUUGAUUCUGUAACUACUAACUACACAUCUUGCGUUCAUCUGAUGAGGCGAACUUCUCCCAACCCUAACCCUUUUGAGGAUCCGAAGUUGAGACUUAACCAUCAUAGCCUUAUGCAAGAUUAUCAAGAACUGCACAUGGAUACUGAAGCAAUGAGACAGAAGUUACAGAGUAUGCGAGAGAGAAAGUCAAUACUAAUGGGCGAAGUCCGAUUUCUUCGGCGGAGAUACAGACAUUUGAGACAAGACCAGCCUGUUAUGCAGUCACCAGAUGUUAAAAAGGGCAGAGGAAGAUCAAAUGGUGGGAAGAAGAGUAAAACGCAAGUGUCUCCUAACAAGAGAAGUGAAGCAGAAACCAAACAUGUUUCACUUCCCGACUUAAACCACUCGGUAAACGAAACCAAAACCACUUUUGGGAAGAGAGUUCCGUUGUUCGAUCUAAACCAGAUAUCUGGAGAAGAAUUGGAAGAAAGAGAAGCAAUGAACAACGAGAGAACGAGAGUGGAAGAAAGUAAUAGACUGAGCAGCAUCGAGAUGCAGCUGCAGCAGCAGCAGAAAGAGAUGAAGCUAUCGUCUUGCAGGAACGGAGGAAACGGAUCAAAUAAGAGGAAAGUUUCGUGGCACGAUCCUGCUGCAGCAGCUCUCAGAGUCUAGUUACUCAAAAAAAGUCAAACCAUCUUGUCACAUAGUUCCACAUCAUCAAUGUAGCUGCUUUAUUUUGCUUUUAUCUUCUCCGUCGAAAACAUAUCUACUUAAAAACCUUAUCCGUUCUCUA